Magnusiomyces paraingens is the source of this 1260-nucleotide messenger RNA. RefSeq lists its product as uncharacterized. Gene Ontology annotation, molecular function: phosphatidylglycerol phospholipase C activity. Gene Ontology annotation, biological process: glycerophospholipid catabolic process. The coding region runs from base 1 to 1260 and encodes 419 amino acids. The record is from RefSeq and is a predicted model, not a curated record. The transcript is spliced from 2 exons. Lineage: Eukaryota; Fungi; Ascomycota; Dipodascomycetes; Dipodascales; Dipodascaceae.
AUGACUAUUUUAUCAUCGCCUUUUGCUCUCCAUAAACAAAACUUCCCGGCUGUCGUCGGCCAUCGUGGUUUCAAAGGCAGAUUCCCAGAAAAUACUUUGACGGCCUUUGAUGCCGGCGUCACAGUCGGUCGUGCAGACAUUAUUGAGCUAGACGUCCAACUUGCUUCAGAUGACACAGUAGUAGUGUCGCAUGAUCCCAACACUGGCCGUUGUUUUGGCCUUCCAGGCCUUGACAUUCAAAAAACUCCUUACAAGGGCGUACUAGAUAUCCUCGUGAGCACGGGGAAGCUCACAAGUUCAUAUUCAUCAAAUGCGCAGGCCCUAAAACAGGAAUCCGCCCGCUCAAGUGGCAAAGAAAGUAAUAAAGACAAUGGAAAUACUACAACUACAACAAAUGCGAAAAAACCAUCAGAUGCAGAAUUGGAAGCUUUUGGAAUGCCAACUUUUUAUGCUGCCGCGCGCCGGUUCGUGGCGGACGAGCGAUACAAGCAUGCCAAACUAAUGGUGGAUGUCAAGAUUUCCAACACUCCAGGAAUCGUGCGGCGCAUUGUUUCUGUUCUUGAGCAAGUUUUGACGGACGUUAUUGCAGAUGGAACAGAUACAGUCAAUUUCCAAGAUGAUGCUAAAACUUUUUGGCAAACCCAUGCUGUUCUUGGGAUUUGGAGAUUAGAUGUUUUGGAAGAAGCCCUGGCUGGAGAAAACCAUGGUAUUCCCUUGUGCUUUAUUGGAGUAUCGCGCAAACUCGCUCGCACGUUUAUGGACCGCGCCGCACCACGGCCCGCACGGGAGUCUACCAAGGAACAAGAAUCUUCCGUGGCAACCUUCCCCACGGACGAAACGGCUCCUCUUCUUCUUCUUCAAUCAGAUUCUAACAAUAGCAAUGCCCAGGGAAGUCAUCAAAUAAAUCCUCUCAAGGCCAUUUCAUUGCACGUAUCGGCUCUUGUGUCGUCGGCCGGAGCUAAAUUACUUCGUGACGCCCAGGCUCGUGGUGUACGAGUUUAUGUGUGGACUGUGAACCGGGAAGCUGAUAUGAAGUGGGCGAUUGCGGCAGAUUUAGCGGGAGUUAUUACUGAUUUCCCAGAUAGGUUUGCAAAUGUUAGGGACCAAGUUUAUGAGAAUGGGGGUGCAGGUGUUGUUGCAUUAAAAGAGCCUUGGGAGUAUGUUUCAUGGACUGAGUGGAAUAUUACCAAUGUACUGCGGUAUUAUAUCAUUCAAGCACUGUUUUCAGUCAUUAUAUAUGUUAAAACGGGCAUAAUUUAA